UCUCUCUCUCUCUCUCUCUGUUAGUGGUUGGUUUGCUUGAAAUGGACCAACGGCGCUCCUCCUAUCUAUCUAAUGGGGUUACUCUAUCUGUAUCCACCACCUGCGAUUUCUUCUUCCUCUUCCUCUUCUUCUUCUUGAACUCCUGUAUUUUGAUUUUGGUGAUUGGACUGUUGGAAAAUGGCACCACAAACUGGGUAUUUGAAAGAACAUGAAGGGAUUGUUCCUAACUCCCUUGGCCAGUUAUCAUCUUCCCCUACUCGUCUGUGGAGUGCUGCCUUUGGGCUAGGUUCCCACUCAAUUUUUGGGGAUUUUGGUCAGGUGAAGGAACAACUUGACAGUAAUGGGAAGGAAUUUGCUGCCACUAAACAAACCGGUCAUGGUCUGGAAAAACUGAACACUGCUCCAUUUUCCAUCUAUCCAGGUGACACUAAGAAUUCUGUGGGGGCACAAAAACCUUCACCAGUUUUUUCCCUGUCAGAAUAUCACAAUCAUUUCGAGCUCGGAUUCGGCCAGCCCCUGAUAUGUGAAAAUUAUCCUUACAUGGAACAGCAUUAUGGCAUCCUCUCAGCUUAUGGACCUCAAAUACCAGGUCGGGUUAUGCUGCCAAUGAGAUUAACAACAGAUGAUGAACCAAUUUAUGUGAAUGCAAAGCAAUAUCAUGGAAUCAUUAGGCGCAGACAGAUCCGUGCCAAGGCAAUGAUGAAGAAUCGACCUGCAAGAACUCGAAAGCCAUAUAUACAUGAAUCACGUCAUCUCCACGCAAUGCGCCGUCCACGGGGAUCCGGUGGCCGUUUCCUGAACAUGAAGAAUCAGCCAAAUGAGAAGAGUUCUAUGGUACCAAAGAAAGUUGACGAUGUCAAUCUUUCUGAUUUAACUGGUUCUCAAUGUUCUGAGGUUCUGCAAUCAGAAAGUGGAACUUUGAACUCCCAAAAUGAAGCCAAGGAGGGGAGGGGCUUUAAUCUCUUGAGUUCUGAGGUAUCGAGCAUGUUCUCGAGGGGACUGCAAUGUUUUCAAAUCAACCAUAUUGGACCAUCAAUGCAGUCACUGGCAGAGAUCAUUGAUGGAGGAGGGCAUGGCAUGGUUCUCCCCAAAUGGGUUGCAGCAGCUGAAAACUGCUGUGACCUUUGUUUUUGACCGGUAAGGCAAUGGGUUCUUGGUGCAAGUCACUGCACCAAGACCCUGUCUUUGUUGCGACCAAAUCCAGCUUGCUUCAAUGUUGUCGUUGAUGGCAAUUGUUUCAGGCUUCGCGAAGAGGAUAGUCCCCGCGUUUGGUUGCAAUGGCAAGUCAUUUUUGGCUCUAAUCAUAAGCUCUAUAUGAUGAUUCUUAUCUCUCUGUUCUGCAUCUCAUAAUGAGAGGUAGCUGAGAGAAGCAAAAGAUUCAUCCAAACCGAUAUCCAGUAUGAAGUUAUUGCAGUAAACAAAAGGGUUUGUUUGAAGAAUAAGAGCAUCAAAAGUAUAAAUUCUGCACUCUGUAUGUGACCCUCAAUGUAGAAAUUCAUAAGAAGAAUGUCUAUGAAGUCUAGUGUUUGGUUGUUUAAAGUCAGAAAUUCAUAAGCAAUUGGUACUGAACAAAGAUGCUUGGCUUGUGGGUUUGUAUAAAGAUAACUGUGAUGUUUGCUUUUGGUUUAUGUAAUAAACUACAUUAUCUUUGUAACAUAAUCCAUGCUUUUUUUUAUCCCUUCGAA
Cucurbita maxima (winter squash) is the source of this 1685-nucleotide messenger RNA. Its product is annotated as nuclear transcription factor Y subunit A-10-like. Gene Ontology annotation, biological process: regulation of transcription by RNA polymerase II. Bases 178 to 1134 code for a protein of 318 amino acids. The record is from RefSeq and is a predicted model, not a curated record. Lineage: Eukaryota; Viridiplantae; Streptophyta; Magnoliopsida; Cucurbitales; Cucurbitaceae. Gene Ontology annotation, molecular function: RNA polymerase II cis-regulatory region sequence-specific DNA binding; DNA-binding transcription factor activity, RNA polymerase II-specific. The transcript has 6 exons.